AUGGGUAAGUUACCGGUGGCUUCCGCAAGUUAUCAAGCUCAAGCAACUUCUUCUUCUGAAAGUUUAACGGACAGAUUUAGUGAUCUUCCAGAUGACGUUGCUCAUCUUAUCCUUUCCCCGCUCCCUUUCAAAGACCUCACGCGAGUCGGUUCUGUCUCGAAAAGAUGCAGACAAUUACAUCUAUCAGUUCCGGUGGUGGAUUUUGCUACUUAUUGGUCAGAAGAAAUGACGGUGGAGGAUAUGAUCGUACUCGGUUGCGGCGCUUCUGCAUGGAUUGGCAUUUCUAUCCGAGCGAAACAAAUGAGCAGCUUUCUGAUGAUAAUUUACGAGGAACCAGUGGAAAUGCGUUUUGGAAACGCCUUCUCUAUCCUUUUCCACCAAAAUCUAGGAAAAUUUACUAGUUUGGAAGAAGCUGGGCUUUGUUUAAAGCCUCGGGUAAAUGAAUUUUACUACGUAUUUGGGCUUCUUUGCAGCAUAUGCUCUGCCAAAGUUCUUACUAUAAGCGCGGAGACCAUUGAGGCCUUCAAGGAAGGUUCCAUGGCAGCACCAAGAUUAGAUAAUAUUUGUAAAUUGAAAGCGCGGACUAGGAACUUGAAUGAUGACCUUGUUCCAGCACUGGCAUCUGGAUUUGGUACGGAAUUCUGGAAAAUGCAAAACCUUGCUUUCGUUCAUCAGCUUGAGGAGGUAACCAUAGAGCCUUGCGACGGGUCUAAUCGAACUGAUUUUGCACGGUAUAUCCUUGAGCAUGCUCAAAAUUUGAAUCCUAUUAGUGUGGAUUCUUAUCAAUCAAAAGCUGAAGCAGAGAUAGUGAGAAUGAGUAGAAGCAAGAUGAUUUCCACUUCCACAGUAAUCAUUCGGAAGUGA
Prunus armeniaca (apricot) is the source of this 864-nucleotide messenger RNA. NCBI's taxonomy places the organism in Eukaryota, Viridiplantae, Streptophyta, Magnoliopsida, Rosales, Rosaceae. The record is from the annotation of a GenBank genome assembly.